Arabis nemorensis is the source of this 1419-nucleotide messenger RNA. The record is from the annotation of a GenBank genome assembly. NCBI's taxonomy places the organism in Eukaryota, Viridiplantae, Streptophyta, Magnoliopsida, Brassicales, Brassicaceae.
AUGGAUCGAGUUUUGUCUCUUAUUACCAUUUUUCUUGUUCUCGUUUUCUCUGGGAAACGCAGCGAAGGUUACAGUAGGAAUGAUUUCCCUAAGGACUUCGCUUUCGGUUCCGCCACUUCUGCUUAUCAGUGGGAAGGAGCUGCUUAUGAAGACGGGAGAAAGCCCAGCAUUUGGGAUACUUUCGCUCAUAGUCUUGGAGAAAACAACGGAGACACAGCAUGUGAUGGGUAUCACAAGUACAAGGAAGAUGUGCAGCUCAUGGUGGAAACUGGCUUAAAUGCCUUUAGAUUCUCCAUCUCUUGGUCCAGGCUUAUACCUAAUGGAAGAGGUCCUAUUAAUCCAAAGGGUCUACAGUUCUACAAGAACUUCAUCCAUGAACUUGUAACCCAUGGAAUCGAACCACAUGUUACACUUUUCCACUACGAUCUUCCUCAGUCUCUCGAGGACGAGUACGGAGGAUGGAUCAGCCGCAGAAUCAUCAAGGACUUUACUGCCUACGCAGACGUUUGCUUCAGAGAGUUUGGAAACAAGGUCAAAUUCUGGAACACGGUCAAUGAGGCUAAUAUAUUCACAAUCGGAGGUUACAACGAUGGCUUGACAGCACCUGGUCGUUGUUCCAAUAACUGCUUGUCAGGGAACUCUUCCACUGAGCCGUAUAUCGUAGCCCAUAACGUGCUGCUUGCGCACGCCUCUGCUUCAAGAUUAUAUAAGAAAAAAUACAAGGAUAUGCAGGGAGGUUCCGUAGGCUUUAGCAUAUUUGGAAUAGGAUUUAGUCCUUCUACAAACUCCAAGGAUGAUGAAAUCUCAGUUCAAAGAGCCAGAGAUUUCUACUUCGGCUGGAUGCUUAGGCCUCUCAUAUUUGGAGACUAUCCGGAUAGUAUGAAACAAACCGUUGGAUCAAGACUGCCAGUUUUCACAGAGGAAGAAUCACAACUAGUUAAAGGCUCAGCUGACUUUGUAGGACUCAUUCACUACCUUACAUCUACUGUCACAAACACCAAGCCUAAGUUUUCAGGAUUCCCGGAUUUCAACACAGACGUGGGCUAUGAUGUUGCUCCAUGGGCUAUGGAAGGUGUCCUCGAGUAUAUUAAGCAGAGCUAUGGCAAUCCUCCUCUGCAACUAAAGGACACACCAAGGAUUGAAUUCUUGGACGCUUACAUUGGCGCUAUACUCAAAGCCGUUAGGAAUGGAUCAGACACGAGAGGCUACUUCGUAUGGUCAUUCAUGGAUUUGUACGAGUUACUGACCGGAUACGAUGCUAGUUUUGGAAUGUACUAUGUGAAUUUCAGCGAUCCUCAACUCAAGAGAUCUCCAAAGCUCUCUGCUCAAUGGUACUCUGCUUUUCUCAAGGGCAACAACUCCACCUUACAAGGCAUCGCAAAAUUGCAGACCAAUUUAUCUUCGUCUUCCUCUUUCUAA